AUGAAGGCCUACGUUCUUUUGUGUCUUCUUAUUACGCAUGUUUCAUGCGGAUCUUUGGGGCUGGAUCUUUACGAUAACAAUGAAAAUUCCAAAGAAGUUAGUGUUCGUAGAUUUGGUAGCAUUACUGAUGGACUUAUCAUAGAAGUUUAUGAAGGAAAGAGAGAUGUUAUUUGUGAGGUUUUCUACAGGAAAAAACGAUUUUUUUGUGCGCCAAAAGACUAUUUUGUUUUGAGCAGAGUGGUUACUGUAGAAAUCCGCGAUUACAUAACCCUUGUUAUUGUUAAAACCAUAAAAAGAUAUAGCAGAGAAGCAAAAUACUAUCAGAUAAAGGGUGUCGAUGUAAUCGCUAUGGAGAGUGAGGAAGAUUAUCUGGAGGUUGCUUCUCAUAAAGCAAUCAGUGAUUCUCGUCGAAACACGAGGCCAAUUCUAGCAGCAGCUAAGGAAGACAACCACUUGGAUUCCAGUGGAAGUAUAAAUUCAUCCACCUCUGGAGAAUCUUUUCCGGACAAUGAAGUUUUGUUGGAGGAUAAAAAUGAAAAAACAAAGACAAAAGGGCGUAGAAAUAAACCAAAAAAUGGGAUACCCUCAUCCAGUAAUUUUGCCGACUCUAUGAGACAAAGAGGAUCAGGUAGUACAUUAAGUUCUAUAAAGGAAGGAGAUGAUGGUGUUACCAAUACUCAUGAGUUACAAAGUAAAGAUUCUCGUACGAAAGCAUUCAUGCCAGAUGGGAAUUUACAUGCAAAAUCUUUUGGACUUGAACACAGUUCCUCUGAUGGCGUUUUAUCCUCUCAAUUGUACACUCAAAACGAUUCAUCUGAUUCAGAAAGUAUUGAAGGAUCCAGAAAGCCUUUGCUGGAGGGAUUGGGAAUUGCGAAUUCACCAAGGACACCUAGAACCACCAUUUCUGCGAAAAUUAAUAAAAUUUCAGACGGAAUAAAGACUAGAAUUGAAAGUAUGAAAGUUACAGGGACAGGAGAGCAUAGUAAAAGAAAGUGGUACGGUUCUACAUGUGAGCAAAGUGCUGAAAGUAUAAAAUCAGUUGAUGGAUCCGAGCGACUUUGUGAUACCCCUGAAUGUAAAAGUUCCGAAUCUACGGGUAGUCUUAGAGGAAAUGUAAUUAUAAAUCCAAUUUUUAACGAUGGUGUACCAACCUCAAAGCCUGGCGAAAAGAAUUUAAUCGAUUGGGUCCCUGAUUUAUUCCACGGAGUUGUGAGGAGCAAUACAUUUUCUGGAGGGAAUAAUACUAGGCCAGAUCUUUCAAAAAUUUCUGCCGUUUCUUCAUCAAAGAGCGAACCUAAACUUGGGGAAAAUCAUUUGAAGAUUGGAUCGUAUAGCCGUGUUUCGACUGAUGAUAACUUUGGUGACAUUGAUACAUCACUACCAAGUGAACAAGAUUUUGGUUUGGCAAAUCAAGAAGAGAUUGAGGUUAUCUAG
This is a messenger RNA of Theileria equi strain WA, 1434 nucleotides long. Its product is annotated as signal peptide containing protein. The coding region runs from base 1 to 1434 and encodes 477 amino acids. The transcript has a single exon. The record is from RefSeq and is a predicted model, not a curated record. NCBI's taxonomy places the organism in Eukaryota, Apicomplexa, Aconoidasida, Piroplasmida, Theileriidae.